UGAAUUUAAAUAUAGCCUGAGACUGGGAUACAGUAUUUAAGUGAUCUCUCUGGAAUGCUGGAGUUCAAAGUCAGAAGUGGUGCAGUCGGGGUCUGGAUGGUCCUCCUCUCUGUGCACUGCAGGAGGCCUCUCUCCAGUGGCUCUUCCCCCCUUGUCCCAGGGCUGUCACUGAGGCAAGAGGCCAGAGCCCGGAGAGGAAAGGGUUGAAGGUUUACCACAGCACAUGCUCCAUGGGCACAUGGGUGGAGCCUCAAAAGCUCAGCUCUCAAAUGCCCACCUGGCUUGAUCCAGAUAGAGACCCAUUUGAAAACUAUCUAAGGAUCGGAAGGCAUUAUGAAAAACCCGUGUUUCCGAAUCAUUACCAUAGUUGUAGGUCUUUAUGUUACUCAAACAAUGACAAACUCAUCAAGAAAAAGUAAUAUUUUAUUCAAUUCUAAAUGCCAGUGGAAUGGAUAUCUUCUGACAAACUGUUCUUUUACUCAAAAGCAUGAGAUACCUGUGGACAUAUCACAGACAGCAGCUACAGUGGAUGCAAGUUCCAGUUUCUUUAGGGCUCUCUUACAGUCUCACACAAAAAAAGAAGAAUGGAAUAUAAAACAUCUGGACCUCAGUAACAACCUCAUAUCAAAAAUAACCUUAAGCCCUCUUGCUCCUGUCCAUGCUUUGGAAACAUUAAACCUGAGCAACAAUGCCAUCUGCUCCAUCUCAUUGGAUCUACCCAGUCUUAAGUCCUCAUGGGUGAAACGGCACAGAGGCGGCUUCAGAAAUGGGCUUCCAUUUCUAAAGUUGCUAAUUCUUCAAAGAAAUAAACUCAGUGACAUUCCCAAGGGACUGUGGAAGCUGAAGUCAUUACAGAGUUUGGAUCUGUCAUUCAAUAAGAUAUUGCAAAUUGGUUCAUCUGAUUUUCAUAACUGCCUGCGACUGGAGAACCUCAACUUACAGAGCAACAGGAUAUUCAGAAUUCAUCCAGAAGCCUUCAAGGACCUCAGAAAAUUACAGGUUGUGGACCUCAGCAACAAUGCUCUGACCACCAUCCUUCCGAUGAUGAUCAUUGCUCUAGAAUUUCCCCAUCUGGAGGUUGACUUGGCUGAUAACCAGUGGGAGUGUGACUAUAAUGUGGCAGUCUUCCAAAAUUUCAUUUCUGAAUCCUGGAGGAAAAAGUGGAAUGAAAUUUGCAACCAGUCUAUAGGGACUGAGAAGGUAUAUUGGUGGACUCCCAAAAGGAGAAUUUCCAGGGAGACUCACCUUCCUCACACUGAAUUGAAUCCUAUGAGAAGUCUCGUGAUGAGCAAAGCCGAGAGGCCCCGGGAAGGGCAGUACACGCACUUUUCCCCACUGGGGAGGAAGGACAAUGCCAUGCAGAGACAGCUGCCAAGACGGGUCAGGAGAGACGGGGAUGAUGUGCAAACUCCUGAUAGAAAGCAAGACGCUUCCCAGGACCUUGCCCUGGCCGUCUGUCUGGCGGUUUUCAUCACAUUCUUUGUGGCUUUCUGCCUGGGGGCUUUUGCAAGGCCUUAUGUUGACAGGCUGUGGCAACAGAGAUGCCGGAAGAAAGGCCCUGGUUCCGAUACUGCGUAUUCAAACGAGGGCUUCUGCGAUGACGUGGAAGCUGCAGAGAACACGCAGCACCCAAGGGUAGGUCAGCACCAACCUUGCUGUGAUCUAAAGCUCUAUGAGAACCAAGACUCUUUCUUGGUGACAGGAGCCAGCCCACAUGCCGCCAUCAUUCCUGAUAGAACCCUGAACACGAGCAGAAAGGAGCCUGACAGUCGGCAGAGCAGGGAACAACUCGACGACAACAACGGGGCAGGAAGUAGCAAGGAUUACAUGCUUCCAAGUGACAGUGCAGCCGGGGCCCUUCUCCGCGGACAGCCAAAUGCUGAUCAGAAUGCACGAUCUUCAGCUGCACAGGACCACAUCUACAGCAAUGCUAUUCUUGGAGAAAUAAAUUAUGAAACUGUAGCCCAGGAAGAUCCUCUCAGUGAGCUGUCAGUGGGCGUCCCUGCAGUAGUGGGCAGGUCGCAAACUGUCUCUAGCUCAAUCCAUAAUGAUUCCAGUGAAUUAGACCCACCACUGUUGAGAGAAACAACGGCUUCUCUCUCACAAAUGCUAACACAUCCGAAAGCACAGAGGACUGGAGAGCAUGAGGGAAGAGGGGGCACUGAACAAUUACCCUCAGAGUUCUCUAAAGAAAUGCAAGCAAGCACUUACGUUAAUUUGCUGAGCGCACAGCAGCAAAGGCUCAAGGGGUCCAGUGCUGAGGAAGAGCUUUCCACCUACUACAGUGCAGUCACACUCAGUGACCCAGAAGAUACAGACCCAUCCCCACCCGUCUUCCCUCCAGGAUGGGGGAGGGACCUGCAUGUCACUCCUGCUAACAAGGAACCAGGGCAGGAACACCCUCCUGACACUCAGUACGAGUUGGACACCGACUACGAUUCUGAUGAGGGGUCUUUAUUUACUCUAAGUUCAAUAAGUUCAGAGGAUGCAAGAAAUAUGACUGAAGAAGAGGCACAUGGUGAGGAGAGCCGUAGAGCCAGUGAGGCCCCAGAGGACCAGGACUCAGGAAUGAGCAAGGACAAUGUUAUGUCAUUAGAGAGUCUUGACAAUGACAUCACCUUCCAGAAGGUUCUGGGGAAAUGUGAGAAUCAAGAAGAUCAUUUUGAGAAACCUCUAACUUCUGGUCCAGACUCUGGUUGGUGUGAAACUCAUCUGGAAAGUGCCUCUAACACCAAUAAAUUUGAGGAUCCAUUGACCUUGCCCGAGUCACUGGGCAAUAGUCCUUUCACUGAUGAGACCCCAGAGGAGUUCAGUCAUGAUUGGGUCACAGCUCUUCAACCUGAGGUGGGAGAGUGGCUUUACUCACUUAAAGACUUAGAAUUUUCAUAUGUGGAUAUUUUACCACAAACACCACCUCGUUCUGACGAAGUUCCCUCAGAUCCUAGUAAGAGUGCCUGUCGUGAAAGAGACUCAAACACUUGUAAGGAUGAAACUUUCAUUCAGGAAACAGACACAGCUCGAAACCAUAGUCCCUUCAAGAUCACUACUGGGGAAAACUUAAGACCUUCACAACAAGAUUUUGAAGAGGCCAACGUGAAUUCCAACCUAAUGGAAACUGAUGCAAAUGAGAGGUUUGUAUGUCCUCCCGAGGACCAUGAUUCCAGAAGAGUUAUAAGCCAAACACAAUUGUUCCAAUUCUGUGGUGAUGAAUCUGCUGUUCAGGGUGAAAGAGGAGGGGGCGAAUAUUUUGAAGAUGGUUCCAAGAGCCAGAUACCAUUAUUACCAGAGCUUGCAAAUGACGCCAGUUCACUAAGAUCACAGGAGCCCUUCAGUGAUAGAGACUGGGGUAAAUACUCACAGGAGAAUCUGUUGCAGUCAGAAAAAGAUGAUUCUAAUCUUUAUACUCAUAUGCAGACCCAGAGCAACUCGAUGGGAGUUGACGAUCUACUUGAGGACCAAUGUUACUAUGACGAAGACAAGGAUGUUCAACUUGAAAGUCAAAGGGAAUUCAAAUAACAUUUUUAGUACAGAUUGAAGCACUUAGAUGGAACUGCUGGACAGAUUUUUACAAAGUCUGCACAAAGAACAGCACAACUUUUUGGAGGUUUAUUGUGAAACUGCAAAAUUGGAAGGAUUCAGAACAAUCCUAAAUAUUUUUUAAUAAGUUAUGUUAAAAGAGGGACCAUUUUCUAGAACUAAAUGUAAAUUAAAAAUCAAUUUUCAAGAAGAGAAGUGAAGUUUUUUGUCAAAGAAAAAGGUACUCUACCAUUAUCCUUGACUAACCUUUCCUCGGUGUGACUCUCCAAUUUGGGCUCUCAUGAGCUGUGUUCUCCUGUUUAUCCUCCUGCUUCUCUAACAUUUUCUCCUUUUCCUUCCUGACACUCCUCCUCUGCUUGCCUUU
Molecule: messenger RNA, 3901 nt
Organism: Equus quagga
Lineage: Eukaryota; Metazoa; Chordata; Mammalia; Perissodactyla; Equidae
Product: leucine-rich repeat-containing protein 66-like
Exons: 5
Coding region: 334-3516 (1060 amino acids)
Cellular component (GO): plasma membrane
Molecular function (GO): protein binding
Source: RefSeq, a predicted model, not a curated record